UUUCGUUCUGGGUUUCCUCAAGCUGUCCAGAAGCAGUUUGAAGAGAAUAUGGACCUCUCUGUUGACGAACUUUCUUAUCAUCACCACAAUCACCAAGAAGAUGCAGCUGUUUCCGCUAUGGAACUAGAGCUUCAAAAGCAUCUGGCUUUCAAUGUGGAAAACUGCGAUAACAAUAUCCAUAUGAUGCAACAAGUGGUUGACGACCCAAAUCAGCUUCUUUCAUGUGAUUACGCCAACUGGAACACCGGUGAUAGAGGCUUUAAUCAAGAUGACCCAGAACAAAAUGGUCAUAGGAGCUUCAAUAUAAAUUCAUUACCCCAAACACCUGACCUUCUCAAUCUCUUUCACUUGCCCAGUUCCUCUUUGCUUCCAAAUUCAUCCAUCUCCUUUGCAAACUCAAACCAUGACACUACUCAUUUGGGCUUUAUCAAAGACCUCCCAGCCUCACAUAGCACAUCCGUUUUGUAUGAUCCGUUAUUUCAUCUCAACCUGCCUCCACAACCUCCUUUGUUCAGUGAAUUAUUCCAAUCUAUACCCCAAGGGUACAGCUUGCCAGCCUCAAGAGGUGGUGCUAGUUCUUUGUUUGGGGAUGAGAGAGACUCAAGUGGAGUAACGGCUUACCAAGAUGGGGAUGGAGGGAUGCUGGAAUUCACAAGGGACAUGGCUUGUAUUGUUAGGAGUGACACUGGCAAGAAGAAAAAGCCCUUUACUACAGAGCGGCAAAGGAGAGAACAGUGGAAUGAUAAGUUCGAGGCCUUGAGGAAUAUGGUUCCUAGCCCUACCAAGUCCGAUAGAGCCUCAAUUGUGGGAGAUGCUAUUGAGUACAUCAAAGAGCUUCUUAGAACAGUUAACGAGAUCAAAUUACUGGCAGAGAGAAAAAGAUGUGUUAGAGAGAGAAGCAAGAGGCACAAGACAGAAGACGAUGCUGCUGAGGAUGUUAAGAAUUGUAACAUAAGGCCUCUUGGUGAUCCCGAGCAAUCCUAUAUUGGUUCUUUGAGGAGUUCCUGGCUUCAGAGAAAAUCCAAGGAUACCGAGGUUGAUGUUCGUAUCAUUGAUGAUGAAGUAACCAUCAAACUCUUUCAGAGAAAAAAGAUCGACUGCUGCUUGUUUGCUUCCAAAGUUCUUGACGAGCUUAAGUUGGAUCUCCACCAUGUUGCCGGUGGCCAUAUUGGUGAUUACUAUAGCUUUCUGUUCAACACAAAGAUAUAUGAAGGAUCUUCACUUUACGCUGGCGCCAUAGCCAAUAAGGUCAUUGAGGCUAUGGACAGAGAAUAUGCAGCUGUUCCACCCACAAGUAGCUAUUAGGAUUAAACGAGAUCUGAUUCUACUGGAUAUUAGGAUGUUUUGCUUUCUUGAAUGUCAUAGACUGGUAGUACUUAACAUUUAAAAUUGAUCGGAGGAUGGUUAUUUUCAAGUUCCAGACUUCAUGAUUUUGAAGUUACUUUCUAUAACAC
Pistacia vera is the source of this 1454-nucleotide messenger RNA. Its product is annotated as transcription factor bHLH91-like. The record is from RefSeq and is a predicted model, not a curated record. Gene Ontology annotation, molecular function: protein dimerization activity. NCBI's taxonomy places the organism in Eukaryota, Viridiplantae, Streptophyta, Magnoliopsida, Sapindales, Anacardiaceae. The annotation marks the transcript as partial. The transcript is spliced from 3 exons. Gene Ontology annotation, biological process: anther wall tapetum development; regulation of DNA-templated transcription.